Molecule: messenger RNA, 1802 nt
Organism: Chelonus insularis
Lineage: Eukaryota; Metazoa; Arthropoda; Insecta; Hymenoptera; Braconidae
Gene: Ref1
Product: RNA and export factor binding protein 1
Exons: 6
Coding region: 56-817 (253 amino acids)
Biological process (GO): mRNA export from nucleus
Cellular component (GO): nucleus
Molecular function (GO): mRNA binding
Source: RefSeq, a predicted model, not a curated record
CUCUUCUCAGUCGACUAUACCGCCAUUUUCACAGCUUAGUCGUUCCGGGUGGUGUAUGAGGUUGGAUAGUUCAGACAAAAUCGAAAUGAGUUUGGACGAUAUUAUCAAACAUAAUAAAGGAGGAAGGACGCGUGGCACAAAUCGACGAGGACGAGGAACCGGCGGUACCCUGCCUAGAAGAGGUGCUCGUGGAACACAACGAAGAGGAGGAGUUAUGAGAGGUCGUAAUCGUGGAGGAAUUGCAAGAGCAUCAGCACCUUAUACUAGAGGUGAUGUGAACAGUGCUUGGAAGCACGAUAUGUUCGAAGGUGUCAAAAAAGUAGGUAGAGGUGCAAUUGGUGGUGUAGAAAGUACCAAGUUGCUUGUCUCCAACCUGGAUUUUGGAGUUUCAGACUCAGAUAUUCAGGAACUAUUUAGUGAGUUUGGGCCUUUAAAAUCAGCAGCAGUCCAUUAUGAUAGGUCUGGCAGGUCAUUGGGAUCGGCUGAUGUGAUUUUCGAACGAAGGGCUGAUGCAAUUAAGGCAAUGAAACAAUACAAUGGUGUCCCUCUUGAUGGUCGUGAAAUGAAAAUCCAAGUGGCAACAUCAGAAUUACCUGUCACCUCAUCCGUACGUGCAUCAAGACUUGCAACCGGCAACUUUUCACAAAGAUCACCAACAAGUCGAUUCAGAGGAUCACGUGGUACUAAUACGGCUGCUAGAGGUCGUGCUGCAGGAGGAAGACGUGGAGGUCGUGGAGGUGCUAGAACACCUGCAAAAACACCAACAGCUGAAGAACUAGACGCCGAAUUGGAGGCUUAUGUUAAGGAAGUGAAGUAGCGUGGUGAAGAUUCUUAUCGUGAUUUAAAUAAGUUUUUCUUUUAUGAUCGCUCAUUUUUCCUAUUAAACACUUGGAAAAUGUGUUUAUUACUGAUUAUCAUCGAUGAGGCAUAGUUUAGAUGUGCAAAGAAAAUUAAUGUUUAACAAACUUUUUUUUUAAGAGAACAGAUUUUUAAUUCCAUAAGGAAUUUUUUUUUGCAUUAUUUGAAUUUGCAGUUGCAUUAUAUCAAGAUAAUGUUAAUGUAUCAUUUAUAAAGGUACAAAGAUUAUUCUCUAACUAAUAAUUAAUAACUGACGAAAUUAUAAGACAAUGCGUUUUUUUUCUUUUUUCCUUGGUAAAAUUUUUAACUAUUUGAAUAAAAAAGUUUAGAGAGUAAUACAAAGAAUGGAGAUAAACUAAUUUAAUAAUACAAAAAUAAUUAUAAUAAUAAUAAUUAAUAAAUUAAUGAAUUAUAGACCAAAAUAUGAAAUUAUUGAAACUAGUAUGUUAUCAACUCGUGAGUGUGAGAAAAUUAACAGAAUGAUCACAAAAACAUAUGUACAUUUAAUAACUUGUAGAAUAAGAUUUUUUUUAAAAACUUAAUUAUCGAAUAAAAAUUGAUUUCCCAAUUAUUUCUAACUGAAGAUAAUUCAAAUCUGGAUUAACAAUAUUUUUUAUUUAUUUGUGUUUCUUUUUAAAUUUUAAUACUCGAAACUAUACACAUGAUCUCAUGUAGUAUUUUGUAGUUGGAUAAGGCUGUGACAAUUACAAUUUUAACAAUCUUUUCUUAUUUUUGUCAAAAAAUCUAAGUGCUUAAAUAAAUUCUAAUGUCGCUCACAAAUUCUAUGCGACGAAUAUUCAGUCAAUAUAAAUAAAAUAUAUUUGAUUAUUACAGAGAGAAACAAUCAAUUAUUAAAAUUAAAAACAACUCAAAUCACAAUCGUGGUUGAAGACUGAAACCAAACUAUUUCAACACGGAGAAAAAAUAAAGAAGAUUUAAUAGUA